Molecule: messenger RNA, 2262 nt
Organism: Aspergillus tanneri
Lineage: Eukaryota; Fungi; Ascomycota; Eurotiomycetes; Eurotiales; Aspergillaceae
Gene: BRF1
Product: transcription factor TFIIIB subunit BRF1
Exons: 3
Coding region: 1-2262 (753 amino acids)
Biological process (GO): transcription preinitiation complex assembly; transcription by RNA polymerase III; DNA-templated transcription initiation
Cellular component (GO): nucleus; transcription preinitiation complex; transcription factor TFIIIB complex
Molecular function (GO): TBP-class protein binding; RNA polymerase III general transcription initiation factor activity; RNA polymerase III type 3 promoter sequence-specific DNA binding
Source: RefSeq, a predicted model, not a curated record
AUGUCAGUCCCCAGGCCGGCCACACGUCCUCCAAUACCCCCGAGGAAUGGCCCAAGGGCUCCUCCUAUGGGACGACUGGCCAGUCUGAAACCGCCUGGCUCUACGGCCAUCAAACGCCCUCAACCCAUUGCACGCCCUCAACCGGCCAGGCCGACCACUCAUCCCAAGACGACCACUUGCCCUAACCCCGGCUGUCCUGCUCCUCAUAUUGUAGAGGAUGAUGGCCAGAAAGUCUGCUCGGGCUGUGGUACCGUCAUCAGCGAGGCAAACAUUGUCUCAGAGGUCACAUUUGGUGAGACCUCAUCAGGUGCUGCUGUCGUUCAAGGUACUUUUGUCGGCGAGGAUCAAUCUCAUGUCCGCAGCUUUGGCCCAGGCUUCCAGGGUGGCAGUGGCGGUAUGGAGAGUCGAGAGAUUACAGAACAAAAUGGUAACCGGUAUAUAAGCCAACUUUGCCGUGCGCUGAAUAUCCCGGAGAGUGCGAUGAAAGCUGCAGGUCAGGUUUUCAAGCUCGCUGUCGGGUUGAAUUUUAUUCAAGGUCGUCGAACCAAGACAGUAGCGGCCGUAUGUUUGUACAUUGCCUGCCGCCGGCAGGAUGGAAACACUGUCAUGCUUAUUGAUUUUGCCGAUCUCCUGAUGAUUAAUGUGUUUAAGCUCGGUCGAACUUACAAAGCCUUGUUGGAAGAGCUGCGCCUCGGCGGUAAUGUAUUCCUUAUGAAUCCAAUUGAUCCGGAGAGCCUGAUCUACCGAUUUGCCAAACAACUUGAAUUCGGAACUUCAACAAUGCAGGUUGCCAGUGAAGCUGUGCGGAUUGUUCAACGAAUGAACCGCGACUGGAUGACUACCGGUCGACGUCCCGCCGGUAUCUGUGGGGCUGCGUUGAUUCUGGCAGCACGAAUGAACAACUUCCGUCGGACAGUUCGCGAGGUUGUCUACGUGGUGAAAGUCACGGAAAUCACCAUCAGCCAGCGUCUGAAUGAAUUCAGCUCGACAGAGAGCGGUGAGCUGACUGUUGAUCAAUUCCGUUCCGUGCAAUUGGAGAACACGCAUAAUCCACCCUCUUUCACUAGAGCGAGGGAAGGGAGAAAGCCUUCCCGAAGUAUCAAGAUAAAAGCCACUGAAACGGCGGCUGAGAUCGAAGGAGAUACCCAGGAGCUUGGUAGUACGGCGUGGUCAGCCUCACACUCGCAAAAUCGAGUAGAUGCCGAUGGCUUUGCCAUCCCAAGCCUCCCUAUCGAUCCGGCUCUAAUAGCAGAGGAUAAUGCCGCCAGCACAGACAUGCCAGAAAUGGACCAGGAGACACCUAAGCUGGGUUCCAGCCGGACCAAGGGCUCCAGAAAACUAGACCUACCACAACCAACACCCGGUCAAAUUGCUUCUGAGGAGGCCCUUGAGAACGAAAUGACCGCCCUGUUAGCCAAAGGUUCCAACAUGACGGAUAGUGCCUUGCCGGCAAGGUCAAACCAGCAGCCAAGUACAGUAUCUGAAAACGCUGAGAUUGAUGCAUCGGAGUUUGAAUCGGACCCAGAGGUCUCAAAUUGCUUGUUAUCGCCUGUGGAAGUUGAGAUCAAAGAGCGGAUCUGGGUGCACGAGAACAAGGACUACUUACGAACGCAACAGGCCAAGGCCCUGAAGCGAGCGCUGGCGGAGUCCGAAUCGCGUCCGGGAAUGCACAAGCCUCGCAAGCGCCGUAAGGGUAGAAUGGGGGAUGUGGCUUAUUUGGAAGGUGAUGGGGAAGAAGGAGAUGGACGAAGCAGCCGUGCCUCGACCCCUGCAGAAGCUACCCGUCGAAUGUUAGAACGGAGAGGGUUUAGCAAGAAGAUCAAUUAUCGCCUUCUAGAAUCAUUAUUUGGGGAGGAGGGCGCUGAUGAGUCCAAAGCGAAGACAGAACGCAUGAGCCGGAGCCAGAGUCGCAGCCAAAGUGUGGCGUCGCGACGUAGUGCCAGUAUUGAGCUAGAGACUCUUUCGAGACGUGCAAGAAUGGCAACUCCAAUCAGCGCUAAACCGAUCGAAUCUAUCACUCCUGGGGGAGCUGCCACGCCUGGUCCUGUAGACCAAUCUCUCCCGGCUAAAAUCACGACCAGCCAAGAUGAACAGACUCAGGCCCACGAAACUCCUGCGGGAAGCAAGGGCAACGAGUUGGACGGGGAACCGGACGACGAGUACGAUGAGGAGGAGGAUGAGGAUCCUGAUGGGCUUGACGCGGCAUUUUCUGGACACUAUGGCGAUUACUACGAUGAGGGCAGUGACUAUGAUAGUAAUUAG